GUCGACGGAAAGAGAAAAGCGAACUGCAGGCUGAAGCAUCAAGCUGGUCGCCAAGCUCGUCGGCGUUUCCUUUCGGAAUACUAUUGGCAUGAAAUCUUUAAUAACCGUAGUGUACAUUUGUGGCUUAAUUUAUAAAAAUGUUAUCGGGGCUUGGUUGGACUGGGAAGCGCUUUUAUGUCGUAAAAGUCAUUUACGAUAGCAAGUCCGCUAGCUAAUGUUAGCAUUGAGGACGAGAAACAUCAUUGGGGGAUGCUAACCCCAACAAGCCCCCCUUUUCUUUUUUUUGCAAUGACUGAGCUCGUUUUCGUUUGAAAGCCCUUCUGCGAUAUCGUUGCUGGCUUCUUUAUCAAAAUCCGAACAGCGACGACGGGCAAUUCAAGCUCCAGGAUGAGAAACUGUGAGUACCAGCAAAUCGAUCCGCUGGCGCUGUCGGUGGCACCCGCUUCAGUUCAAAAUCACACCGACAAGAAAACGGAGCGUCUGCGGAGAAAAUGGGAAGUGUUCCCGGGGAAGAACCGAUUUUUUUGUGACGGACGGGUCAUCGUGGCCAGACAGAGCGGCGUCCUGCCUCUGACAUUGGGGCUUAUUGUUGUCACAUGUGGCCUUUUCUUUGCAUUCGAUUGUCCAUUCCUCGUGGAGCAUCUGACAGUCGUCAUCCCGGUGAUCGGUGGGGUGCUUUGUGUGUUUGUGGUCCUCUCCUUGCUGAGAACCAGCUUCACAGACCCAGGCAUCCUACCCAGGGCCACUUUAGAUGAAGCUGCAGACAUCGAGAAGCAGAUAGAUACCUCAGGAUCCUCAACGUAUCGUCCUCCGCCACGGACCAAGGAGAUCCUCAUCAACCAGCAGGUGGUCAAACUCAAGUACUGCUUCACAUGUAAAAUGUUUCGCCCUCCUCGGACCUCACACUGCAGCCUUUGUGACAACUGUGUGGAGAGGUUUGAUCAUCACUGCCCGUGGGUGGGGAACUGUGUGGGCAAACGCAAUUACCGCUUUUUCUACAGUUUCAUCAUCUCCCUGUCUUUUCUGACAUCUUUUAUAUUUGGCUGCGUCAUCGCACACAUUACCUUGCGUUCUCAAUCGGGUAAAAGCCUCAUCCAAGCCAUCCAAGAGAGUCCUGCCAGCGUGGUGGAGCUGGUCAUUUGUUUUUUCUCUAUCUGGUCUAUUCUGGGCCUCUCAGGCUUCCAUACCUACCUAGUAGCCUCUAACCUUACUACAAAUGAGGAUAUUAAAGGGUCCUGGUCCAGUAAAAGGGGCGCCGAGGAGUCUGGGAAUCCGUACACUUAUAACAGCAUCUUCGCCAACUGCUGCGUGACAUUAUGUGGGCCCAUGCCACCGAGCUUAAUUGACAGGCGAGGCUUCCUGUCACCGGAGGAGUCCUCCCCCGCUGCGCCUAUCUCAGAGAUCGAGCUGCCUUCCUUCGCAGCCAAGAAUGACACAAACAUGAAUGAUUUUCUCAAUUGUGGUGACAGUAAAUCAGCGAUAGUUGGGUUCAUGGAAACAAUGAGAAGGCGCAUGUUGAGCGCACGUGUUCUUCAAAGUGCGUGUGAAUGUGAUCUCACAAUAUGGACGACAGGCGAGCCAAAGCUACACUGGAAGGCAGUUCAGAGAGGGCAGGGCUUGGUCACCAAACGCACGGGAAAAGAAAAAGCUGCAUGACUCAACUUUUUUUUUAACCUCCACUUUAAUUAUUUUGUCAAUUGAUUUUUAUAAUUUUUUUAUGUGAUGGCAGUAUUUUUAUAUAUCAAGCAUCAUUUAAUUUGACACAAUAUACAAUUGUUAGCAUCUGCCUCACAGUUGAAAGCUUCUAAGUUUCAUUCUUGCCUUACUCACAUCAGAACCGUGUGCAUGUUCGGUUAAUGGAAGACUCCCAUUUGUCCAUAGUGGGAAAGGUUGUUUGUCUAUAUGUGCACUGUGGUUGCCUAGUGACCUCUCUAACAUUUGCCCCACCUCUUGCCCAGCUCAGAGAGGCCCCGGCUCGCUUGCAACUGUAAUGAGGCCAAGCGGUAUAAAAAAGAGAAAUAAAAAGAUUAGGCGGCAAAAUCUGUUUUAUAGUACACAUAAAAGACUCCCUCUAAUUAAUAUAUGACUAAUACUGGAUUAUUAGGGUACAAAGUAUGAUAAUUUGAGCACAAUUUGCACUUUUGCUUUACUUCAUUGUACCAUAAUUAACCUUUUAAUGAGCUAUCCUCCAUAGAACUCUCAAAAUAUUGCGAGUCAAGUUGUAGUGUGGUUUUUAAUGCGCAUUCUAGAGUGUAUUUCUUUUUCUUUUUUUUGUACAUUGAAUGUUAUUUACAUCCUGUGACAUAGUGCAGGAAUCCUUCAAUGGUAAACACCUGAUUUGCGGUUAUGCAAUGACCAAUAAAGGCCGUCGGACUUCAGACACUUGAAUGUGGCUCAGGUUUAUGUAGCAAUGACAAUAAAAUGAGAGCAGCAGGGGAAAAAAGACACGAUGACCGACAGAUAGCCGAUGAGUGUUGAGUCACUGUAAGGGCAUGACCAGACAUAACGCUUAUUUGACUUACUGCACGCUAUAUUGUUUGCCAGGGUAAUGUUCCAAAAGAGAGAAAAAGCAAGUUCAUGGCAGAAUGUCACUACAUCUGUCACACACAAAAAAAAUGAAGCGUACAGUAAAAAAAAAAAGUGUGUGUAUAUUUUUUUUCUCACUCUGAAACAUGACGUCGGGCGUCUGACCUCCAGCUGCUUUUGAAAGCUUCGCUGCUUGUAACUCACAGCAGCUUUUGGCCAUGUGUGCUCUGUGUGCUUUUUUCCCCUUUUGCUCGUGAAAGUCAAACCUGCCCCACAACGCAUGAAUCUUAGAUAAAAGUGACCAAAUCAAUCCGUUUUUACGAGACGUUUGGUCGAUUUUUCGCUCUGAUUUUAAGCCAAAAUUUGAGAUAGCAUCCUUACGUUUACUGUUAGACUAAAUAUAAAAUAAAAUUGCGUAUUAAACACAACUUUACCCGAACGUCUGCUAGCUUAAUGCUAACACAUAGCAGGAAAAGCCACAAAUGAGCUAACGAAUAGCAACAAGAUAGCGUUUUUGUAGCCUUAACAGCAGCACAAUUAUUUUCAAAUCUCUUGAGGCAAUCAUCUCCUUCUCGUUCUCUACGCCACGCUUCGUAAACACCACGUCACCAAACACUAAUUGUCACGUUUACGAGUUUGAAGACACCUGAGGGCGUACUAUGAGUAAACGUAUUUAACGUGAACAAGCCAAGUCCAAAACACAGUGUAACUGUUUGCAUGGGUGGGGUUUUCAUUCUUUUGUGAUUUUUGUCCAUGCACAAUGGAAUGGGGGUUUGCGCUGUUGUGGGUGUGAACACAGCCAAUGGAAGCAUACAAACGACGCAUACUGCUCUAUUUUUUGGCACGCUGAGGUUGGAAAAAAUGUGCUUUUGCUCCGAAAAUCAUAAAGUCAACCUGCGUUGGGAUGAUCUUAACAGAUACGGCUUCUGAGGGAAUUUAUCUGGAAACAUCCCACUGAUUUGAACGGCUCCCGUGUGUUGCUCGGGCCGGGGGUUCUGCUCCUGGCGUCGGGAGGGCAGCGGGGUGCGGGCUUUCUGGGAAUGAAACCGGAGCUCCCUGCUAAAUAGGGGUUCCCUUCUCACAUCUGGUAAACUCUACAGAGGUUGAAAGGACCCAUCGCUCCACUUGUGGAAGUUUUUCAAAUGAGUCACGUGUUGGGAAAAUGGCAGAAGUUGUAUAUCGUAUUUUUACAUUUUCGUGAUAUUCUUGGCCCCGGGUGUCUGUACUUUGUGGGUAACUGUCUGGCGGGGUCACAGACGGAGGCACGUCGAGUGAAAAGUAAAGCAACAUGGGGUUCGGUUUUUUUUAGUGUAGGAUUUGAGAGUACAAACAGUUAUUCGGCUACGUUAAGGGUCAUUAUGAAACGGCUGGAUGGUACGGUUUGAGCUCCCGUUAAGGAAUCUGUCCAAGUAAGAAGCUCCCAGCCAAAGAGUGCGAGCAAAAAGGAGUUUUAUGACUGAGGCUAUACAUUCCUGUCUUUAACACAGCCUCCUCUAUAACUCAUGCAUGCAUCCACAUGUGUGCUUGAGCUUUUUGGCUUUCAGGGGGAAGUAAAGAGACAUUUCACACGGAUAAAAUAUGCGCCUGACGCACUGCCAACAUCCCCUCACUUCUCUGAUGUGCCGUAUGAAAGCUGCACAGUUGAUUUAUUGUCUGUUUUAUCACAACUUCUAAAGGAAUUUCUUAUCUUGCUAGGCCACUGUUUGCAUUUUUUCAUUUUUCUCAGUAGUUGCAGCCUUUAGCCAAAGUUACCCCCCCCCCCCCCCCCCCCCUCUUGAGUAAAAUGAACCACUGUUACAUAAUAGUCCAAUGCUAUAUUUGACUGUUGAGCUUUGGAGCAUUUCAAGUAUGCAAUAAUGACUCUCAUCCCGAGCCACCAAGUCAUGACUGUGACUAAAAAUAUAAAAUCAUUUCAAAUAUUAAAUUCAAAAAGCCCAUGGCAACUGAAAUUAAAAAUGUAUUCAUCAAAAUUCCCCAGAUUUUAGAAAAAUUUCAUUUUCAAGUUGUAAAGGCUGCAAUGGAUGCGUUUGCGUGUUCCUCACUCUGACCAUUAUGAUUAAUCAGAAUUACAUAAUCAUGUACACAUUUGUAACAUAUUGGAAUUAAAGUACACUUUUUUCAUAGUGUCUAUUAUGCUCAAUCAACAUUAAAUUCGAAAUUGUAAUUACGAUUUCUGGUUGCCAUUAUGUUUGGAAUUCCCUCAUGCUGCACUCUUGCGCUAUUAUUCGUGUGAGCAUAUUUUAAGUCACAAAAUUACUUUCAUUGUUGUAAAUGUCAUUCUUCAGCCUGGGAAAAACUUUAAGCAACAACAGAUUUUGUAAUAUUUUGAGUGAGCAUUGGCUCUGUUUUUAGAUUCAAAAUGAUGAUGUCAUUAAAAUCAACACUUAGUAUUAUAACAAAAUAUAUCUUAUAUAAAUUUAUAAGAAAUGCAAUUAAUUGAAUAAAAAAAAACAAGGCCAGCAAAAUACAAGUCUUUUUUUUUUAAUGGUUUUUUUUUCUUAUCUGACUAUGCUCCUUUGGCAAAACCCAAAGCUAUAUUCACUCCGUUGUGAACACUCCACCGAGCACUUCUGUAAUUAAUCAGGCAGCCACUCUUGACGUCAGCAGCGUGGCCUGCUUGCGCAAGCUCUCUCCACUCUCUCAUAGAUUUGUCUUCUGGGGCAACCCGUAAAAGUAAACGGAGCUCUUAUCACACCUUUUCUGUUGUGAUAAGACAGCCGGCGUAGGUCCGGAUGUCCCCGGCCGAGUGGUCAAGUCAACCUGCUUUUGGAGAACAGGUGCCAUGACUGAAGCCACUACUAAACAAACUUGUAUCUUUCCAAACACAGUGGAAAGAGCGUCUCAGUUACACCGUGUAAAACCAAACAUAGAGUAAUUAAAGCAUCAGCUUUAGUAGUUACAGGUCAAAACAAUUGCUAAUUAUAGCUAAGACUUGUUCUUCGUGUUUAACAUGUAUGUGCCGUGUGGAGAGACUUAAAUAUUUCCAUGCAUGACGUUGGUGAUAAUUGUUCAACAACAGGUUGUGUAUGACUUAAGAGUUUUUUCUUUGUGACAUAAACAAUAUGACGGAAAAACACAAAAUUAGUCUCGCAGUGCUUGAGAAUUUGCCAAUAUUUUCGCAGGCAGUUAAAAGGCCAAUUUGCCUAGGGUGUGUUGGAAUAGGAACAACCUCACCGCGCCUACUAGACCCACAGUGUCACUUGUCAUGGAUCAGGCAGGAUGUCAACUCAGGGAUAAACGCGAGAUCCAGUGUCACUCGUGCGAUUAAAUUAGUGCAGGGGGUCACCGACCUGUUUGAAACUGAGGGAUCCAGUUUAAUACUCGCCUCUCAAAUGAUAUUAUAACCGGUCAAUUGUAAAAUGUUCAUUUGGGGUGGCUUUAUGAGUCCCUAAUUGUAUGUAUUUUUAUUUUUUUUAUAGCACAUCAGGCUUUUAAAAUGGUUUUUUUUUUUUAAGGUUGACCGAUGAAAGCUUGUGCAAUAUUGAUUUGAUCAUCCAUUGGCAUUUAUAGCUAAGAAAAUCAUAUUAUGAAAUAUGUAUUAUGAAUAUUAUUAUCAUUAUCAAAACCAGAAAAUCAUAGAUUCAGAAUCAGCGCAAAAAAGAUGACAUCGUUUACAUUUUCAAAUCAUGAUUGAUUGAACAUUUAUUGAUCACUUCUACAAUGUUCCUUUGAAAUUGCAAAGUCCAAUCACUGGUGAGUUAUUUUUAGAACAGGCCUGUGCCACAUUCAUGUGUUCCAUAAUUAAUCUGUGUCUGUUGUAAAUACAAUCUGUAGUUAAUAAAGAUAUAAAAUCUUAUUUGUCGUGCUACUAUGGCGUUGCCAUGUAACGCUAUAUUUUCUUAACCCAACAAGUUUUUCUGAUAGUACUAAGAACAAACAGAUUCAACCCUGUCAUAUUAUCAGAAAAAGACAUGAUCAUAUCAGAUUUUUUCUUUUAUUGCAUAGCUAAAUUUGUUCUAUGCCAUUUAACAUGCUAGCUGUAUGCUACAUUAGCAUUCUUCGCAACCCUGUUAAAAUACUAUUCCAAUAAAAUGUAACUCAAUUCUAAAUGAUUUUCAU
Syngnathus typhle (broad-nosed pipefish) is the source of this 6585-nucleotide messenger RNA. RefSeq names its product zinc finger DHHC-type palmitoyltransferase 18a (gene zdhhc18a). The record is from RefSeq and is a predicted model, not a curated record. Gene Ontology annotation, biological process: protein targeting to membrane; peptidyl-L-cysteine S-palmitoylation. The transcript has 10 exons. Gene Ontology annotation, cellular component: Golgi apparatus; endoplasmic reticulum. NCBI's taxonomy places the organism in Eukaryota, Metazoa, Chordata, Actinopteri, Syngnathiformes, Syngnathidae. Bases 388 to 1656 code for a protein of 422 amino acids. Gene Ontology annotation, molecular function: protein-cysteine S-palmitoyltransferase activity.